GAUGAAUUCUUGUUUUAAUUCUUUUUCUUGAUUAUUAAUUACAUUUCUUGAUUUUGUGAAAUGUGAAGAUUAUGUUGAGGGUGAAAUUUCACGUUUUUUCAAGUUUGAGCACAGGAGCUGUAAACGAAUUGAAUUAUUUAAUUCUUUGAAAUCGUGUCGAGUUUUGAGGUUAUUUUGAUUUGAAGAACAGACAACAUGGCUUUAGUAUCUGGAAGAAGAUCGACACUUAAUCCAAAUGCUCCUCUUUUCAUCCCAGCCUCAGUACGCCAAGUGGAAGACUUCUCGCCAGAAUGGUGGAAUCUGGUUACGACAUCGACUUGGUUUCACAAUUACUGGCUCAGCGAGCACCAGGGAGAGGAUUUAUUCGGCGUGAAAGAUGAUGGCAAUGAUGUAGCUAAAUUGCUCCCUGAUAACAUUGACCUUGUUGUGGACGAUGAUACAUUGUACAUGGAAGCCCAGUUCGAGGAAUUUCUUAAAUCAUCCGAGCCUGAGAAUGGAAGCAAGGCAGUCGAGGGAAAACCUGAAAAUGGUAUGGUCCUUUUUUCUGAUUUUGAUUGAUAAUGUAUUUGCCCUUUUCUCUUGUUUGUGUCGUGCAAAUUGGGACAUAGUGCAUUUGGCUUGGGUGAUUAGUGUUUUUAAUUGAUUCAAGAAUUUAAACAGCACGAAUCAAUCGGCCAGAGCAUAAUGUUAACUUGCCAAUUCCUCUGCGUGAAAGGGGAAUUGACUGUGAUCAUGAAUUAUGUUCAGUUUUAUAGAUGCCUAUACCGUCAUGUCUGCAGAGUUUGUUU
This is a messenger RNA of Olea europaea var. sylvestris, 788 nucleotides long. Its product is annotated as protein EARLY RESPONSIVE TO DEHYDRATION 15-like. NCBI's taxonomy places the organism in Eukaryota, Viridiplantae, Streptophyta, Magnoliopsida, Lamiales, Oleaceae. The transcript is spliced from 2 exons. Bases 196 to 558 code for a protein of 120 amino acids. The record is from RefSeq and is a predicted model, not a curated record.